UCACUAGACCUUCUUUAAAACUCUCUUUAACUACAAAUUUCCAUCUCUAAGCGCUCUUCACUCAAUUUCUGUCUCUACACAUAUUGUACAUAUCUGUUUGCAAAUUACUCUCUCCGUCUCACUCAUUUGUACCGACUGCAUCUCCCUCGUCUCCGAUAUUGAUUGAGGGCAGACAUCAACAAUUUUUUUUUGGUUCGUGAUAUACAUUGAUUAAUUUAUUUAUAUAUAAUCAAGAUGACCGUUAGAAACCCUGGUACACCGGUUUCGAAGAUAGUGAGGACACCUGUAUCCACUCCCGGAGGGACUAAAAGUAGAGAAGAGAAGAUUGUGGUAACAGUGAGGUUAAGGCCACUGAAUAAAAGGGAGCAAUUGGCGAAAGAUCAAGUCGCGUGGGAAUGCAUUGAAGAUCACACUAUUGUUUACAAGGCAUCGCCUAAUGAGCGUGUAGCUCAUCAUUCUGCCUCAUUCACAUUUGAUAAGGUAUUUGGUCCUGCUUCUUUUACGGAUACUGUGUAUGAGGAGGGAGUAAAGAAUGUUGCGUUGUCUGCUCUGAUGGGAAUCAAUGCUACUAUAUUCGCUUAUGGUCAAACCAGCAGUGGAAAGACAUACACAAUGAGAGGAAUUACAGAGAAAGCUGUUCAUGAUAUUUACAAGCAUAUACUUAAUACUCCAGAGAGGGAUUUUCGAAUAAGAAUUUCAGGGCUUGAAAUCUAUAAUGAGAAUGUCAGGGACUUGUUGAAUUCUGAUUCUGGGCGCAAUUUAAAGCUUCUAGAUGAUCCAGAGAAAGGAACUGUGGUUGAGAAGUUAGUUGAGGAAACAGCGAAUGAUGACCAGCAUCUAAGAAAUUUGAUUAGAAUUUGUGAGGCUCAAAGACAAGUAGGCGAAACUGCCCUCAACGAUACCAGUUCAAGGUCACACCAGAUAAUAAGGCUGACAAUUGAAAGUACACUUCGUGAAAAUUCAGAUUGUGUGAGAUCUUAUGUUGCAAGCCUGAACUUUGUAGACUUAGCAGGAAGUGAAAGAGUCUCUCAGACAAAUUCCGAGGGAGUUAGGCUCAGAGAGGGAUGCCAUAUUAACCUUAGUCUGAUGACUCUUACAACAGUAAUUAGAAAGUUAAGUGUUGGAAAAAGAAGUGGUCAUAUACCAUACCGAGACUCAAAGCUCACACGAAUAUUGCAGCACUCUCUUGGUGGUAAUGCACGCACUGCUAUCAUUUGCACUUUGAGUCCUGCAUCCAGCCACGUGGAGCAAUCCCGAAACACACUGUACUUUGCCACCCGAGCUAAGGAAGUUGUAAACAAUGCCCAAGUAAACAUGGUUGUUUCAGACAAACAAUUAAUUAAGCAUUUACAGAAGGAAGUAGCCAGACUCGAAGCUGCACGCACACCAGAUCCACUAAGUGAAAAAGAUUACAAAAUACAGCAGAUGGAGAAAGAAAUUGAGGAAUUGAGAAUUCAACGGGAUCUUGCAAAGUCUCAGGUUGAUGAGUUGCGUAGGAAACUUCAGGAAGAACCACAGGUUUUAAAGAUGACUGAGUCACGCAGUCCAAUUGUAAAAAAGUGCCUCUCAUUUUCUGGGACCUUGUCGCCUAACCUUGCUGGCAAAGAGACAGAUCAUUUUGUAAAGAUGAGAAAUACAACAGGAAGGCAGACAAUGAGGCAAUCAUCCACUGCGCCUUUCACACUUAUGAAUGAGAUUAGAAAACUUGAGCAUCUCCAAGAGCAGCUUGGAGAGGAAGCAAACCGAGCACUGGAAGUACUUCAGAAAGAGGUUGCUUGUCAUAGACAAGGUAACCAAGAUGCAGCAGAGACAAUUGCUAAGCUACAAGCUGAAAUAAAGGAUAUGUGUGCUGUUCGACCAGCCCCAAAAGAUGUUAAAGUUGAAAAUGUUGUUUCUGUUAACAAAAGUAUCAGUGCCAAUCUCAAGGAUGAAAUAACUAGACUUCACUCACAAGGAGGUAACAUUGCCAAUCUUGAGGAGCAGCUAGAAAAUGUUCAGAAGUCCAUUGACAAGUUGGUAAUGUCUCUUCCAAGCAACGAAGACCAACAGUGUAAUGCUGAAGCCUCUUUGAAAACCAAAAAUCAUUCUAAAAAGAAGAAGCUGCUUCCUCUAGCAUCAAGCAACACAACAAACCGACAGAACUUCAUAAGAUCUCCGUGUUCACCACUGUCAUCUACAAAACAAGUGUCUAAUUCUGAUACAGAAAACAGAGCUCCAGAAUAUGACGACAAUUUGUCCAAUGAUACUCCAUUAGUUUCAGGAAAAGAUACUCCAACAAAGAGUGAGGAUGGUGGCGAUGUAUCAUCAAAGGAAGGGACUCCAUAUCGGCGUACAAGUUCUGUCAACAUGAAGAGAAUGCAAAAGAUGUUUCAAAAUGCAGCAGAAGAGAAUGUUAGAAGUAUAAGAGAAUAUGUAACAGAGUUAAAAGAACGUGUCGCUAAGCUCCAGUAUCAAAAGCAAUUACUUGUUUGCCAGGUGCUUGAGCUCGAGGCAAAUGAAGAAGCAGGGUAUGACUUGGAGAAUGAGGAGAACAUGACUGAACUUCAAGAGGUGUCCCCAAUUUCGUGGAGUGUAACUUUUAGGGAACAAAGGCAGCAGAUCAUCGAACUAUGGGAUGUUUGUUUUGUCUCAAUUAUUCACAGGACCCAGUUCUACUUGUUAUUCAAAGGAGACCCUUCUGAUCAGAUAUAUAUGGAAGUAGAACUUAGGCGAUUGAAUUGGCUGCAGCAGCACUUGGCUGAAAUUGGUAAUGCAACUCCAGCUCAUACAGGAGAAGAGCCCACAAUCUCAGUUUCUUCGAGCCUUAGAGCAUUGAAGCGCGAAAGAGAGUUUCUUGCCAGGAGAUUGACUGUUCGGCUGAGUAUGGAGGAAAGGGAAGCUUUGUACAUAAAAUGGGAAGUUCCAUUAGAAGGGAAGCACAGGAAGAUGCAAUUCAUAAACAAGCUUUGGGUAAAUCCCCAUGAUGCCAGGCAUGUACAGGAGAGUGCUGACAUAGUGGCAAACCUUGUAGGUUUUCGUCAGAGUGGAAAUUUGUCCAAGGAAAUGUUUGAGCUCAACUUUGUACUUCCAUCUGACAAGAGGCCAUGGAUCAUGGGAUGGUCCAACCCUAUCUCAAACCUUCUCCACUUGUGAGAAACCAGAAAUUCUUCAUUUUCUUUUUUACAUUAUUUGCUGUAUAUGAUUCUCGGAAGUCUUAUUCCAAGUAGGUCUUCUCUUCAGUAUAAUGAACUAAGCAUACUUUGUUUGCUUCAUGAAAUAUCAGAUAAUUAUAGUUGUUCUCAACUCUGAAGAUCAAUCAAGUCUAUUAUGCUACCUUGUUCCAGUCUUCUUUAUUCAAAAUUCAUAUUAUUCGUA
Daucus carota subsp. sativus is the source of this 3354-nucleotide messenger RNA. Its product is annotated as kinesin-like protein NACK1. The transcript has 15 exons. Lineage: Eukaryota; Viridiplantae; Streptophyta; Magnoliopsida; Apiales; Apiaceae. Gene Ontology annotation, biological process: microtubule-based movement. Bases 235 to 3132 code for a protein of 965 amino acids. The record is from RefSeq and is a predicted model, not a curated record. Gene Ontology annotation, molecular function: ATP binding; microtubule motor activity; microtubule binding.